CCUUCUUCUACGUUGUGCUUGUGCCCCUCCCUCUCUCUCUCUCUCUAAUGCUCCUACUGGGCUACUCUCUCUCUCUCUCUCUCUCUCUCUCUCUCUCCUCUUUCUCUCUCAUCAUAGAUGAUGAUGAUGAUGUUUCAUGUUUGUUUUUAAAGCCCUCUGUUGUUUACCCAAUUCUUUUCUCACUACUCCUCACUACUUUUAUUGAAGGAAAUUUGUUGACUCUCCAUACCCACUCCAUUUUUUUUUUUUUUUUGUGAUGGUGGGUUAUCUGCACCUUUAUUUAUUAAUUUUUAAUUUUUAAUAUUUAUUUCUUUUUUUGGGGGCUUGCCCAAAGUGGUUUUGUUGUUUCAGUGGAGGUUUAGUGCUUGUUUAUUUGUAUAUAUUGCCUACAAAUCCAUUUCUUUCUGUUAACUUGGCAAUGCCAGCUUCUUGAAUUUCUCUUUUCCUUGCUCAUGCUUUGUUGAGAUCCAAAUUACCUUUUUUUUUUUUUUUUUUUUGGAAUUGUUUUUGGUGGUGUGUUUUAUUGGUGUGUGUUUGUGAGUCUGUGAAUGUGAUCUUUUAGGUUCUUCAGGAGAUUCAAUAAUACAAGCAAAGAGAGAUGCUGAGAAUGAAUUCCAGGUCUCCUUCUCCACAUUUGAGUUUGCAGCUACAAGGUGCUCGUGAAAAUGGUCUACUGACCAAGGAUGUGCUGAAUAUGUCUCCUAGACCAUCCUACCAUUUAAACCCUGCUGGACGGUUGGAGAGGACAUUUUCUGGCCAAUCUUCCAUUUGUUGGGAAUCUGAGAAGGCAGCAGAUUUUAGUUCCUUCACUUCCGCUCUUUCAAGUGACACUCCAACAACAAAGUCAUCUGAAGAACUGACGAAGGAGAUUGCUACACUAGAGUUUGAAAUUAUGAAUUUGGAGCAUCAUCUUCUUUCACUAUAUCGGACAGCUUUUAAACAGCGUUUACCGCCCAUAAUGGAGAACCGUGGAUCCUGUUUAGAGUAUAAUAAAGGAUCACCACUGCAAGUUAUAGUGGAUCAGUCAUGUUACAAAACAGAGCCUGACAUGUGGCAAGGUGGAACUUCUCAUCAUAACCAACCUUCCCCUGCACAUAAUUUGGCUGGUUCAGAAAAUCGAAAUCGUGCUGCUGCUCCAAAAUCAUCAUCUAGAAAGUUGCAGGACCAUAAGAAUCCUGAUUCUGGCCACCAUAGCCUUGCUGAUCACCUUGGUGCUUCUCGCAUCGAUGAUGCCCUUGAUACUCCGGAUAGACUUUCUGAAGAAAUUGUCAAAUGCAUCUCCUCAAUUUACUGCAAGCUUGCAAACCCCACUUCAACUCAUCCAGGCUUUUCAGUUUCUUCUACUUCCUCCUCAUCCUCCUCAAGUACUUCCUCUACCAGAAAUCUUUCUGAUAGUUGGAGUCCACGUUGCAAUGAGGAAGCUACAGGGCAUUGCCAACUUCAAGAGUUGAAAGAGGAGAGUGGAUCAUAUGCUUCAAUGAUAGAAGUUCUCAAAAUAUACUUAGAUGAUGAUAGUUUCAAUUAUGCUGCUAGAAUGCUACAGGAUUUCAGGUCCUUGGUUAAAAGUCUUGAGAAGAUUGACCCAAGGAAGAUGAAGCGUGAAGAGAAGCUUGUAUUUUGGAUCAACAUUCACAAUGCCCUGGUGAUGCAUGCAUAUUUAGCAUACGGAACUCAUAGUCAUGCAAGAAGUACUUCUAUUUUGAAGGCAGCUUAUAAUAUUGGUGGGCAGUGCAUUAAUGCUUAUGUCAUUCAAAGCUCCAUUUUAGGAAUCCGGCCACACUAUUCAGCCCCGUGGCUACAAACACUGCUGUCUCCAGGAAAGAAGUUGAAGACGGGAAACGUCAAACAUAUAUAUGCCAUGGAAUACCCUGAGCCACUUGUUCAUUUUGCACUCUGUUCAGGGGCAUACUCUGACCCUGCGGUUCGAGCAUACAAGGCAAAAAAUAUAUUUCAGGAUCUCAAACUUGCUAAAGAAGAGUUCAUACAAGCUAGUGUCUACAUCCACAAGGAAAUGAAAAUUUUCCUGCCAAAAAUCAUUUACUACUUUGCCAAGGAUAUGUCACUGAGUGUGCCUGCACUCUUGGAAGUGGUCAAUGGGUGUCUAUCAGAAGUUCAACAGGCAGCUGUCAAAAGGUUCGUGAAGGGUAGGCCCAACAAGUACAUUCAUUGGUUGCCGCAGAGUUCUACUUUUCGGUAUGUGAUCCAUAGAUAGCCGAAGGGAGAACAUCUAUUUGAUCAUCUCUUUUUUCUGUUGUGUAAGUACGAAUAAAAGAGAGAAUAAUUUGAAGUGUAUAGAGGUCCAAGGUUGAGAGAAGUUGAUGAGGUGCACGCCGUGUUCCUGUUGAAUCUCAGUUAUGGAUUCAUAUAUAUAGGCAUGUUGAUUUAUUGUUAAUGAUGCUCAUCAACUUUAUAAGCUUGUCGAAGUUUUUGCAUUGUCAAUGAGAAACUAAAUACAGAACAUUUGGGCCGCCUCGGAUUAAAAUCACAACCGAGUAUUUCCCAGGGCCUAUAAAAAGCGACUUUGGUUGGAAAAUUCCUCAAGGUCUUUUUCUCUUUAUAUGUAUAUUAAUAUUAGUGAUGAAUUUAUUUAUUUAUUUUAAUUUUUGUUCUCACUGGAAAAUAA
Cornus florida is the source of this 2623-nucleotide messenger RNA. RefSeq lists its product as uncharacterized. The record is from RefSeq and is a predicted model, not a curated record. Lineage: Eukaryota; Viridiplantae; Streptophyta; Magnoliopsida; Cornales; Cornaceae. The transcript is spliced from 10 exons. Bases 599 to 2212 code for a protein of 537 amino acids.